Messenger RNA from Fusarium keratoplasticum, 927 nucleotides. RefSeq lists its product as uncharacterized. Gene Ontology annotation, molecular function: oxidoreductase activity. Bases 1 to 927 code for a protein of 308 amino acids. The record is from RefSeq and is a predicted model, not a curated record. The transcript is spliced from 4 exons. Lineage: Eukaryota; Fungi; Ascomycota; Sordariomycetes; Hypocreales; Nectriaceae.
AUGACAUCUACCAAGCCCGUCGCUCUCGUCGUCGGUGCCUCACGGGGCAUCGGCCGUCAGGUCGCCGUUGACCUUGGCCGGAAUGGCUACGCUGUCGUCGUUGCUGCCAAAACCAUCAGCGACCCAUCCAAGCCCGCAGGCCCCUUCCCGCCAGACCCCAACUCCUCGGCCUCAACCAUCACCACAGUUGCCAGGGAGAUCACUGAAGCUGGUGGCCAAGCAACGGCCGUCCAAGUCGAUGUCCGCUCCCCUGAGAGUGUCGAUGCUCUCGUGUCCAAAACACUAUCGACAUACGGCCGUCUAGAUGUCCUCGUCUACAACUCAGGCGCCAUCUUCUGGGCCCCCGUGGCGUCUACUCCCGUAAAGCGCUUCCAACUGAUGCAACGCGUCAACCCAGAAGGUCUCUACGCAACAGUCCAAGCUGCUCUUCCCCAUCUCCCCUCCACAGGCCGUAUCGUAGUCGUCAGUCCGCCAAUCUACAGCCGCUUCUUCCGCGGCAAGACGGCAUAUGCCAUGGGCAAGGUGGGAAUGAGUGUUUUGACAAAGGGGCUUGCUAUGGACUUUGAGCGUGAGGGAAAGAAGGACAUGGCUAUCACGAGCAUCUGGCCAGCUGUGGCCAUCGAAUCUGCAGCUACUCAACAGUUCACUACCAAGAACCCAGACGAAGCCAACGACCUACGCAAGGCAACCAUCUUUUCCGAUGCCAUCCUCGCCAUCCUCCAGGCUUCCCCCUCUGUCGUCAACGGUGAACUCCUCCUCGACGAGGACUUUCUCCGUGAGCACGCCGGAGUCACAGACUUUUCCAAGUACAACGUUAUCCCGGGAACCACACCCCGUCGUAUCAUGCCCCAAAAGCUGCCAGACCUCACGGUGGCCGAGCAGGCUGAUGAAGGAAAGCGAUAUGAUAGCACCAAAGCCAAGUUGUAA